GUCGCGUUUUAACCAGGGAGUGAGAUGCAGGACGUUUAAGGUGGAGCUGGCUGAGUUGGGCUUCUCUGUUCAAGCGGGUGGAAGUUUCAGGAUCUUCAGAGGUUCGAGGUCUGAUGUUACCUGUUGAUUCCGGGGGUUUAUUAGUGUCAUGGAGGCCGAGGUGUUUCUAUGGAUGGAUCGUUUCAGUAGUGAGCUGGGAUCCACGGUGAUGAAGCACCUCCAUCUCUAAACCCUGCUGGACUCUGGGAGAAGUUCAGUGGCUGCAGGCCUGUUGGGGGUUGGAGGCCCUGAUGGUGUCGUCAUGGUGAAGGAUGUUCCGGAAAGUCAAGAAGCGCCACAGCAGCAGCAGCUCGCAAAGCAGUGAGAUCAGCACUAAAAGCAAGUCUGUAGAUUCUAGUUUGGGGGGGCUCUCCAGAUCGAGCACGGUUGCCAGCCUCGACACAGACUCCACCAAGAGCUCAGGUAACAGUGCAUCUGAUGCGUGUGCUGAGUUCCGGGUGAAGUACGUGGGCGCCAUCAAGAAGUUACAGUUUGACAUGAGCAGGACGCUGCAGGAGCCUCUGGACCUCAUCAACUACAUUGAUGCUGCUCAGCAAGACGGAAAGCUGCCGUUUGUGCCCGGAGAGGAGGACAUGAUUCUGGGAGUGUCCAAGUACGGCGUCAAAGUGUCCUCACUGGACCAGUGUGACGUGCUGCAUCGUCACCCUCUGUACCUGAUCGUGCGCAUGCUGUGUUACGACGAUGGCCUCGGCGCAGGGAAGAACCUCCUGGCUCUCAAAACCACUGAUCCGGAGCAAGAAGAGUGCAGCAUCUGGGUGUACCAGUGCAGCAGCUCCGAGCAGGCUCAGUCCAUCUGCAAAGUGCUGUCGGCUUCUUUCGACUGCGCUCUGACGUCAGACAAGUCCUGAGGUCAGAGACACGGACUGCUGCAGAGAUCUGUCCAGAAACAAACGCAGCAACAGAUAAUAAGAAAACCACCAUACCUGCAGUUUGUUUGUUAAACACGUAACCAUUUCCCUUUUCACCCAACUUUACUGUGUUAUUAUUAACAGAGGUGAAGUGCAGGGUAAAUCUGCCGCUCUGUUAGUUUUUACGAUUCAUGAUUCAAGCUCGCUGGCUGAGUCAUGUUCAGUCAUCCUCCCUUCUUUCUCCAUUGAGUCACAUCCACAGAGAAUUUGUCUCAAUCAUUUCCCUGGAAUUAGCUUCCUUUACCUCACCUCUUCCUUCGACCUUAAAAAUAAAGUUUGGAAAGGAGGGAAAUGGUUGCAUUAAAAAAAAUAACUUUGGAGCACAGUGCACAGUUUUAAUCUAGGAAAUGUAACUGCCUCAUAUUUAUAUAAAUGACGGUACAUGAUGCUGCAACACGUCUCCACCAUGUGAUCAUUCAUGGGAGACAUUAAAAACUUGACGGUACAGUUUUUGCGACAGUUUGUUUCUCAUCACGUGGAAAACCACUCUGAUCAGAGGUUUUAAAUCAUUUUGUGUCUUUGUGUCGAAACAGUGUCGGUACAACAGCAGUCACCGUUUCUUAAUACGUUUUGUGCCCAUUUCUUAUUUACUCUUGUUUCAAAUUUCUUGUUUAGUCUUUGAUUUUUGAUUUGAUUUUACACCCGACACCAGAUAAUUCGUAAUGGGCUGUAAAAUAGCAUUAGAAAGAUUUAGGAGCAACAAAAAAGUGUUUACAUUUGUGGCACUAACUGGACAUCACUUAGUACAUAUACUCUUCCUGUUCACCUCAUUCCAGUUAAGCUUGGGUUUUGAAAUGUAUUUGAUCUGGUACAAUAAAGAAGAAGUUUUGUUUUUGAAGUAUUU
Messenger RNA from Paralichthys olivaceus (Japanese flounder), 1812 nucleotides. NCBI's taxonomy places the organism in Eukaryota, Metazoa, Chordata, Actinopteri, Pleuronectiformes, Paralichthyidae. The record is from RefSeq and is a predicted model, not a curated record.